CAAUGAGUACGGCAGGAGAAAGCAGGAGGCUUCGCCCUAAGCAAACAUCCUGCUGGAGGACAGGUCCUGUGCUAACCAUGGAAGGCUCUCCAGACCCUUAGCACCUUCACAGCAAGCACUGCAGCAGUCCGAUCCAGAAAGGAAGAAAGACACUGUAAGAUGUUCAACUCCAGCACAAACUCCUCGGGAAGCAGCUGCAGCAACAGCACAGUAAUAACGAAGACAGUCAUUCCCCUGAUCUACUGCCUUAUUUUCAUAGUAGGACUGCUGCUGAACGGUGUGGCAGCGUGGAUCUUCCUGUACAUCUCCAGCGAGAAGAGUUUUAUUGUCUAUCUCAAAAACAUUGUUGUCGCUGAUCUCCUCAUGAGCUUGACGUUUCCCUUCAAAAUUCUUGCUGACUCAGAAAUGGCACCUCCGCAGCUCAACAUGUUUGUGUGCAGAUACUCUGCUGUUGUUUUCUAUGCUAACAUGUAUAUUGGAAUAACAUUUUUUGGCCUCAUAGGUUUUGACAGGUACUACAAAAUCGUGAAGCCUUUAUUCACAUCUUUUGUUCACACUGUUCACUACAGUAAGGUUAUCUCUAUAAUCAUAUGGUUAUUGAUUAUGUUUAUAACGCUUCCAAAUAUGAUUUUAACUAACGAAACCUCUAAAGCAAAUCAUUCCAGAAAAUGCAUCGGUCUUAAAAGCGAGCUUGGCAAACAGUGGCACAAGGUGUCAAGUUACAUUUGUACAGGGAUUUUCUGGAUCGUUUUCCUCCUACUCAUCAUUUUUUACACUUCAAUAUCAAAAAAAAUAUACAGCUCCUACAAAAAGUUCAGAAGGAACUCAGACUCCACUAAGAGGAAAACCAGCCGUAAUAUAUUCACCAUCAUGUUUGUGUUUGUCAUCUGCUUCGUACCGUACCACUUCUGCAGGAUUCCGUACACGCUAAGUCAAACGAGCUCACAGUUCAACUGCCACUCACAACGAGCCCUGUUCCACGCCAAGGAGUUCACUCUGGUAUUAUCCGCUGCCAAUGUGUGCCUCGAUCCCAUUAUUUAUUUCUUCCUCUGCCUACCUUUUAGAGAAAAGCUGUAUCAGAAACUGCAUCUCAAGCUGAAAAGUUCAGGCGAGGUUGAAAUUACUAAAUCUAGAAAAUCAAACACACUUCAGGAAAGCGUGAACAUUCUGUAAGUUCAGGUCUGAAGAGCAAUGCACACUAGAAAGUUACUCCAGAAUGCAAACGUUGCUGAAAGAAACGGAACAGAUGACGACCAGCAGUAAAACACAACAUGUUUCAAGCACAAAAUACCAAGCAGUGUAUGUUUCUCCACAUAAAAAGACCAUUGCAUGCUCUCAGUAUGCUUACUACGAGGCAUUUCAGCUGACACUAUGAUUGCACUGUGGUGCGAUGUGACCUAUCUGGAUCUCAGAAAAGAGAAGAGAAUAACUGGAACAAAGCAUUCUGGAGCACCACGCCAUGGUUCUGAAAGAAUUAUCCAACAUCCCAGCCAUCAAACCACCCUCAUUUCUCAUGAAGCCAGGCAGGACACACCUGAGGAGCAGCAGGGCAGCCCUAAGAGCCUGGGAACCAUGGAUCAUGCCAUCCCAACCCAAGCAGACCCCUCAAAGCAAUGCGAUAAGCUCAGCUGGGUCUGCCUGCCUUUGAGGCCUCUGCCUCCAAGAGCUCUCUGUGCAUUCACCAGCUCAGACAGCAAAGCCUUCAGGGAAGUGCUCUAUUCCAGCAACUGCCCAAGAAAGAAAAGGAUUUUUAUAUGUGUAUAUAUAUAGUGAUCAAAUCCUCAAAGAUCUACACAAAGCCUGAAAAAAAAAAAACUGUUAAAAUUUAUAAAACUAUUUUGGCUUUAAGGGAAGAGUUCUACAAAGUUAGGGAAUUAAACAACGUGACUAUUCGUCAUCCUAAGGCAUCAAGGAGUCAGAGAACUUCUAAGAUGUAAUGUUCAGUAUAAGAAAAUGUUUAAAGAGGGAUCCUCCCAUAAGCUGGUAAGCACUGUACCAUAUUGCUUAGGGCUUUUUGACAUAACAUGGUGUACACCAAGCACGUGCCCCCUCUGUUGCUGUAGGAGGUAAGAACAGUUAAGGAGCUGUCUAGGAACUGGGAGGUUAUAUGUUUAAAUCCAGAAAGAAUGGUCUGUUGGCUUUCUUAUGCUUUUGGCACUAUGGCAAAACAAUUCUCUAGGUACAAAAGUAACAGCUGAAACACCAACCUUCUACAUGCAAGUAUAAUCUUAUUUUCAGUGAUAUUUUCCAGUGCAGCCUUUUUUUUUUUAAUCAUCAUAAAGGGAAACUGUACCAAUGCAUAAAGUAUCCAUAAAAGCUUUCAGGAAAUGACUCUGGAAGCUCUCAUUUCGCAUAACAAAAGUUACAGGAACAGAAAUAACAUGUAUUACCUUUCUGCCGCUGUAUGUUACUUUAAUCCAAGCAGGUAAUGUCUCAGGGCGAAUACUUUGUUUAAAUACAUGUUUGUAAGCUUUCCAAGGCUGUGGGCAGCUCCUCUUGCUCUGACAUCUCUGAUUUGCAGUGACAGUACUCCACCACCACGCACAACCACGAGCUCCCUGACUCACACCGAAGUGAAACCUUGCAGGCUCUUCCAUUUCAAGCAAGAGCAAUAAUUUGCAAGGGCAGGGAACCUUGUGAUGUGUGGGUCACUUCUUGUAAGCGAUGGCAAAAACAUUUGGUUCCUUAUACGACAUGGAUUUUAUUUGCCUACAUAAAUCUAAAUAAUUGUGUCUGUGGAAGUACAGUGGCAUACAUUGAUGAAACCCAUGUCUGCAAUAUAUAUUCAUAUAACUUCCUUAUUACUUUGCAAGCUUUGAAAAAAACUAUUGAUAUUGAAGAAUUCUCUGUUUCCUACCUGUUUACUGAUACAUAGAUUUUUGUCAUUGUAGAAUAAGAACUCGGGUGAAAGUAUGCUGACCCCAUACAGUGUUUCAAAAGCAACACUGAAUUCCAAGCUUUUGAUGAGUUUCAAUUUAGAAAACCAAACAACUCCCUCCAAUAACUUCACUAGUCAGAAGAUGUUUUGAGAUCACUCACCCUACGGCAAUCUGGUACCCAGGGAGCCACAAGUCUCAAGUAACCCCAUCAUCCAACCAAGCUUCUGCUUCACAUCAACAACCUGGCUCUUAACUUUGCUGUAUAAACCAGGAUGGAAAGGUGCAAGGCCAAUCUCUUUCCUGUACUGGGAAGUUAAUUCUGUGAUGCUUUUCUCAGAUAACCCCGGCAAGCUCCUCAGACACCCAAGUCCCGUCAUCCCAGUAGGUGCCAGCUCUUUCCUCUCCAGGUGCAUUUACCACCUGGAGGAACUUCCCUAAAGUUGUUGCAGUGAAAUUUAUGGGUAACCAAGACCAAACCAAGUUCCCAUUUGAGGGCUUAAACCUAGCAAAUGGAAAUCUUUCCUCCAAGUACUAUUUCAGGAGAAAAAUUCAUUACACAACCUUCUCAACAAAUAAAAAAUCCUGCCUGUGCCGAAACCAGCACUAAGGCUCACAGAGUUCAAUUGUGCAAGAUGCCAUCCCCAAAAGCAAUCAGUCUCUAUUGCAAACAAGAACACCUCACCAAAGAGGAGGCUGAUGCCACUUUUAGGUGUGUAGCAGACCUCACAGUCACAGUCAGCGGACAUUGCAAGGGCCCUCCUUGUACCUGCCGGCCAUAAGCCAAGGGACAGGAGGGAAGGGCUAGUGUCCCUGAGCCAACACCUCACACCUAUUCCCCCACCUCACCCCAAUAAGUCUGUGACUAUCCUUAUGAGUGUACCUAACAAUCAUCACUUCAGGGCACUAGACGUUCAUAAAUGUCUGUUUAAACAACUAAAACUAAAUCCUGGUAACCAACAGAAGGCUCCGUGGGGCCUCGGGAGCUGCUUGCUGUUUCACUGCUGUCAUGGUCCACCUGAGCUCUGGCAGCACAGCUGUCCCAGCACGCACAGGGUCCCUGCUGGAGCUCACCCCACUCAGCAGCAUGGGACCCCUCGGAAGGGUCCAGGGAUGCACACACCGCUGGGCACAUCUCCUCUCCCUCCGCAUGUAAAUAGAAAUGCCAGUAAUUCUUUUCUUCACUAGAGAUAGCUUUCUGCUCAGAACUUGUAACAACCCUUCACCAAGUACAUUUACAUUUUUCACUUACAACGCAGAUAUAUUAUAAUGGGAUAAAGCUUUUUAAUCUGUCAAUGAAAGGCACAGAAGUCUUUAGAAGCGUACGGCGGAGUCACUCGUUUGUGAAUGCCUGGGCACAGAGUACGUGACCCGGGUAAAGGACGGGCCAGACACAACGCAGAUCGCUCCCCAAGGACGUGCCCCGGCACUCACACUCGUGACCACGCACAGGAAGAGAGGAAACAUCUCUCAGGACUAAUUAGCAUCAUCUGCUCAUCACUGUGCCUCGGAACGACUCCGAUUGCUUCUCUGAAAUGAAAAGCUGAAAGAAAACUGACUGUUUGCAAGUGACUUUUUAGGGUUUUUUCUGCCUACCAUCAUGUAAGUGACACAAAAUCACAAUAAAACCAGGGUUUCCCCUCA
Molecule: messenger RNA, 4520 nt
Organism: Numida meleagris (helmeted guineafowl)
Lineage: Eukaryota; Metazoa; Chordata; Aves; Galliformes; Numididae
Gene: P2RY14
Product: purinergic receptor P2Y14
Exons: 3
Coding region: 160-1173 (337 amino acids)
Biological process (GO): G protein-coupled receptor signaling pathway
Cellular component (GO): membrane
Molecular function (GO): G protein-coupled purinergic nucleotide receptor activity
Source: RefSeq, a predicted model, not a curated record